CUAUGUAUCUGUCUAUCAAUCUAUCGAUGCUGUCGGUCUCAGGAACUCUUCCUCUAUCGCUCUCCUUUCUGUAUCUCAUUCAUAUUUUAUCUUUUUGUUCAUCUCCAAACAUCUUUCCUCUCUGUCACUAAGAUCACUGGUUUCUCUCUCCUAACUUGUCUGUCUAUCUCUUUGCUUGUCUGUCUUUUUGUUUGUCUGCCUGCCUUGCCUGUCUGUCUGUAUAUCUCUCUUUCUCUCUCUCUCCUCUCUUUCUCUGUUCUUAUCUAUCUAUCUAUCUAUCUAUCUAUCUAUCUAUCUAUCUAUCUACCUAUCUAUCUAUAUCUAUCUAUCUAUCUAUCUAUCUAUCUAUCUAUCUAUCUAUCUAUCUAUCUAUCUAUCUAUCUAUAUAUCUAUCUAUCUGUCUGUCUAUCUGUAUACAUAUAUCUCUCUAUAUAUUUGUCUGUCUGUUUCUCUAUCUCUCUCUCUUUAUCUAUCUAUUUAUCUAUCUAUCUAUCUCUCUUCUAUCUAUCUAUCUAUCUAUGUGUUUGCCUGUCUACCUGUCUGAUCAGUCUAUUACAUCUACAGGAUGUACAACACAGCAUACGUUACAGCUCACCUGUGUCUGCUGCAGUUUUCGUUGAACGCGGCAAACAGCCGAGACUUGUGGUCACGACAGGAUGGAGCCUGACCACUCGAACAACAAAAGCAACAACAACAACAACAGCAGCAGCAGCAGCAGCAGCAGCAGCAGCAACAAAAACAUGUUGACAAGCUCAACUGAUCACCAGCACCACAAUCACAACAACAACAGCAGCAACAACAACAACAACUACAUCAGAGAGAAGAGUUCACACACAUCAACACUGCUAACAUUUUCAUCGUUGUUAAUUACCUCUUCCUCCACCUCAUCAUCCUUAUCAUCAUUUUUAUCAACAUAUUGCCCGACAUUGUCAUCCGUCUCACCUACGCCAUCAUCACUGUCACACUCAGCAUCGGCAGCAUCACCAUUAUCUUUACCAUCAUCAUCAUCAUCAUCAUCAUCAUCAUCGUUAUCGUCGCUAUCAGCAUCAUCGCAGUUCGUUAUUUCUCUUCGAUAACCAACCAGCCAGCCAACCAGCCAACCAGCCAUCCAGCCAACCAAACUGAGCAGUUAACGCUUCUGUGGUGGCGGCGGCACACAAGAGAGACAUUCAGACACAGGCAGACACAGGCAGACAUACACAACAAGCACAGACAGAACAACACUAUUUGCAAGGUAGUUGCCACGAGAGGAUUUUACUACUACUACUACUACAACUACUACUACUACUACUACUAAAGUUGGAGAUUUGGUUAUGAAAAUUUCAGAAGAUUCUUCUAAACGUGCCGCAAUGGCUCACCGUUCGACGAUAACCAAAGUGGUAUGGAUUUGUACUUGUUUCCACUCACCAGUUUAACAACCACGCCUACUGCAUCUUCACACCACUUCAACCAGCAAACCAGUAUCUUACGUCGCCAUUACUUACGUGAUAAUUUCUCUUCUGGAUGCAAGCAAAAUCAAAUCAAAUCGAAGGUUAUUAAGAAAAAAAAUCGAAAAAUUAUAACACACACACACACGCACACACACACAACACUGCUUCAUCAUAAAAUGCUAUAAACAGAUAAAUGAAAUAAAGACAUAGACAAAGAUAAAAACUAAAAAGCUAAACAUUUCAAGUUCGAAAAAUUGGAAGACUCGAUUUAGCAGACGACACGUAAAGAAUAAAAAAAAAAAAAAAAAAAAAAAAAAUCUGAAAGUGUUAACCUAUUUAAAAAGAAUAUGGAGAAUAUGUCUGAGACUACGAGGGAAAUUCAACAGACUUGGGAUAUAUUAAUGAAAAUUUCACCAGUGAAGCUAUGGAGGGAGCGAAUAUUCAGUUACAGUGUAGAAAAACAAGAGAGGCAUUCCUCUUAAUCUGCUUUUUCAGCUGUAUAACAAUUGCAAAACGGACGGUUGUAGCUAUAAUCGUUGCUAUAAUGCCAACGGAUUAUAAAUUCUUUUCUUUGUGAUCUUCAGUGGAAAUUUUGCCAAAAAUAAACUUUUAUUACACAUAUCAAACUAAGAAAGAAAAAAAGAACCUGAUUAAAAGAUCGAGGAUAACUUAAGAAAUAAUUUAGGAGACGGCUGUCCGGAAAAAAAAGUAUUUUAUAUCAGAGCAGCAAAUUAAUGUUUGGCAAUUGAAGAGAACAAGAGUUACUGGCAUUAUAUACAUUGGCUGUAGCUUUUGUCUAUGUCGUUAUAGCUGUAAAAACUCUAGCUAUUGUAGUUACAUACAGGAGUAAGUGUAAUAUCUACAUGCAACUAAUCUAUAAUUUUAUCUGUGUUCUCUGUUUGAUCAGAUAUUUUUCCAUCGUAGAAGAUCAGUGAAUGCAAUUAUUGCAAAGUGUUACAUUUUUAAUAAACGUGAAUCUUAACGCAUCCUCGCUGCUGUGGUCAAAGUAAACAUUUGCAACAGCGGAACUGUUUAUAGAUGAAAAUGGAUCCGUUGUAUACAGCGGACAUGACGGUGAUGCCGUUCACCUGCGAGGACUGCAAUACUGUAUUUAUGAACAGAGAUGCAUACGCUAUGCAUGUGAUGAUACGUGCUAAAGAAAAAUCGUGCCGAUCCGAAUCACGUGUUGCAGUCACCGGAAGCAAUAGUGGGAAUGGUCGAGCAGAUAUUGAGUCCAACAUAGGCAACACAAACGACAUCAAAUCUUCCACACUUGCCCUUCAUUCCACAACGACGAAAGAAACGUUGAGUUUUGUCGACCAAGGUGAUAUGUCGAUAUCGGAAAUAGAGAAUUGCAUUAAAGAAGUCAAACAAGAAGUCUUGUCAAAUGAUGGCUCUAAUACAGGAAGUCCAGUUCCUCUUACACCAAAAUUAGUUGUCGUGAAAACCGAACCGGAAACUAACAACAGAGAUUGUUCUUUAAUGGAUCCGAUGAGUAACAAUGGUGUAAUAUCUCGAAGAUCUACCACUGACCACCAAAAUGUUAGCUGUACCGAUACCAGCAUUGUCAAAGAACAAUCCCCUUCUUUGAUGAAUUCCUCAACAAAUCUAAUCAGCUCACAUCACGUUAUCUGUUUGAUGUGUGAUUCUCAGUUUGCAGACCAAGAUUCAUUGGCCAUGCAUAUGAUGUCAUAUCAUGCAGAAAGUGCAUCAAGUAGCAGGUCACAACAUGCUUAUCACGAAUCAGCAAAUGACUGUUCACAUGCAUCAUCUAUUCAACAUUUCGAUUUUCCGUCACAUGCCCUCUAUCAGUCUACUCGCAGGAGCACCGCGCGGUUGCGAUGCGACGAAUGCGGUGCAGCGUUCGAAAACGAAGAUUUUCUAACUUUACACUUGAUAUCUCACAGACGUGGCGUUCAGGCGCUACAUAAUACUGCUAUAUUUAACGAUCCAUCCAGGAUUUAUAGUCAAAUGCUUGAGAGCAAACGGAAGCGUCAGCUUCAACAUGGAAGCGACACUGGAGAGACCCCAUGUCCGUUACCCAUAAAAAAGAAUUCCCUCCAUAUAGAACCUCGAUUGUCGGACUCAUAUCAUACUGUUUCGUUUGACAAGCAUUCCAAGAGCAGCUCUCUGAAAAAUUACUUAAGUAAAUAUAACACAGUCUAUAAAUCUCAUGUAUUUCAUAAUGAAUCCCCGAGUAGUGAAAAAUUAAAUAUGAUACAGAAGCAAGUUGGCACCUCUUCAAAUAAUUCACUACAAGAGAAACCGAAGUGUUGGAAGGAAGAUCAGUUACGAUACAUAUCUUCCUUCGGUGCUAAAGGUGUCAACAGAAGUCAAAGUGUGCCAAACGAUUUUAACUCUGAGAAUUCUAUAACAUCGCGACCUCAUUCCGUAGGUUUUAUCGAAAAGUCCGAUUACCAAAGUAAACCAACGUUUUUAAAGAAUUUCCACUAUUACGAUUCUUUAUACGACAGAAAUGUCCUUGCGAAGAACAAAGAAGCACAUAAAAAGCAUGGUAAAUUGUUUGACCAUCAAGACAAUAUAUACAGAGGCCGAAAUAUUGGCGAGGGAAAUAGCUCAAAAGAUAGGGCUUACUUGUUUUAUGACAGCUGGUCAAAGGAGAAGAGAACAGACAAAGCAAACUGUUCUACAGCAAUGUCUUCGAAAGCAGCCAUCCAUAAUUCGGUUCCGGUGAAUGAGUUAGAAAGCCAGCAAGGUAAACAAGAACAGUUUGUGAGUUCAUCUAACGGCAGUGAGUCAUCUUUUAGUAGUAGCUACUCUGAUAUUUUACACGAAUUGAAGAACAAAGCGGAACAGGUAGCCAUGUGCAAACACUGUGAUGUGAUAUUUCUUAACAGAAUACUUUAUCAUCUACACAUGGGAUUGCACAACGUUAACAAUCCUUGGCAGUGCAACAUUUGUGGCAAAGUCUGCAAUGACGUGCACAAUUUUACCACACACGCCAUACAUUUUUAAUGGUCAGGAAACGAGGGAAAUAUGAGCACCAAAUGAGGAAGUCUCUGCACGUUCUCUGUUGGUCUCUUAGAAUCCUAGAAAUGGCUGGCAAAUCUCCCUCAAAUAACACCCUACAAAAAGAAAAAGAAAAGUAUAUAUGAGCCCGUGAAGAGAACUCUUUUGGCCUGUUAGAAAUAGCAGAGAAAUCUUUCUCAAAUUUCACGCUACUGUACUUGCAACCAAAUAAGAAAGAAAAAGAAAAGGAAAAACAAAUGAGUCAUUAAAUGCGUUUCUACAUGGUCAUUCGACUUGUUACAAAUAGCAGCCAAAUCUCCACCUUACAUUAUUUAGAAAAAUAAAAUGAAGGGUGUACUGGAUAAUGUAAUGUCAGAUAAACUGAUAAACUAUAUCUGAAAAGAGUAGGUGGUCACGGUUGGACUGAAGUCUUUGGUUAUAAGUAUAUCUCAGCAGGGAUGACAUGGGGCUAAACAGCAAAGACUUAUUAGUUACACUGUCUGAACAUAAAAGACAGGAUGGUCAAAGCUUUGAGCAUUAGUUUGCUGAAGUCAGGGCUAACCUAGAACGAAACAAUAACCGGAAACAGUUUUGAAACAAAAGAGACGCAAGAUGAAGGGUGAAAAAUCACCCAUGUCUCCAUCCAUCUAUCCUGGACGCAGCAAAAUAUACGUAUCUCUCAUAGUACAGCAGUUCUAUGUAAUUCUACACAUGUAUAUUGAGGUUUUACUACUCCAUAGAACGAGACAUCGAUCUAUACAGAGACACACAAGUAACGCCUCUACGUGGUCACUCGAUCUGCUAGAAAUAGUAGCUAAGUCUCCUCCACAUUACACUCAACAGUCUUUUUUUUUUUUCAACAAAACAGAAAGGAUAUAUGGGACAAUGUCACGUCAGGAACGUUGUUGAUCAUAGCCCUGUUCUAUCAGAGCUGACCUGUAACAACUCUAACAACACUCGCAUCCCACGUUUAUAAGACCCAUAUAUAAACGUAUACACACACGAACAAAGCCAAAUGAGUGUAGAUAAAUGAACAAAUAUAUACAUACACACGUACGUUUAUUGACAUAUGUGAAUGUCAUAAAUUUACCUCUUGUUUAUACACACAUGUAUUAUAUAUUGAUAUAUAAAUAUAUAUAUGUAUAAAAUA
Messenger RNA from Octopus bimaculoides (California two-spot octopus), 5550 nucleotides. RefSeq lists its product as uncharacterized. The record is from RefSeq and is a predicted model, not a curated record. Gene Ontology annotation, biological process: regulation of transcription by RNA polymerase II. Lineage: Eukaryota; Metazoa; Mollusca; Cephalopoda; Octopoda; Octopodidae. Gene Ontology annotation, cellular component: nucleus. Gene Ontology annotation, molecular function: sequence-specific DNA binding; DNA-binding transcription factor activity, RNA polymerase II-specific.